CUUUCUUUUGUAGUCUUCACAAAGCUUAGCAUCUAAACCAAUUCCUCUCCUUAGUCACCAAGAAACCCCAUAACUCUACAUAAAACACUAACAAGCUUCUCCAUUCUCAGUUUUAACUUCCAUUUUCACCUGCAACAAAAAAAAAAACACAAAAACACAUAUCAGAUUACAGAAAUUAUUUGAGAUAUGAGUGCAGACUGGGGACCCGUGAUAGUAGCAGUGGCUCUGUUCAUCCUACUGUCACCAGGAUUGCUCUUUCAGCUACCGGCAAGGACAAGAGUGAUGGAGUUUGGGAACAUGAGCACAAGCGGGAUUUCGAUUUUGGUCCACGCCAUUAUUUACUUCUGUAUACUCACUAUCUUGAUCAUUGCCAUACAAAUCCACAUCCAUUUCUGAUCAUCUUGUAGUUUAUAUAACAAAGGCAGCUUCUUUGGUUUGAAGCUUCACCUUUCUCUAUUUAUUUUUCUUUCUUUUUGUUGCUAAAAUCUCUGAUUCUUCGCUCAUAGGGUCUCAAGCAGGGUGAUCAUAAAAGAGUUGUAUACAAAUAAAAUAAUCGGUAAUUUUGUUUUUCCACAAUUCAAUUUCAGCUCAAAUCAUACAUCAAAUGCUGAUCUCUCUUGUGGCUUCAACAUGUAACAAUGCAAUAUAAAGCAUCUUCUUUUUGCUACAAAA
Camelina sativa (false flax) is the source of this 672-nucleotide messenger RNA. RefSeq lists its product as uncharacterized. The record is from RefSeq and is a predicted model, not a curated record. Lineage: Eukaryota; Viridiplantae; Streptophyta; Magnoliopsida; Brassicales; Brassicaceae.